AUGGUCGUUUCUCCCGAUCCUGAGGAGAUACAGUUCAACAAGCUCAAGGUAGGUGGUCCUUCCAGCUCGACCAUUGACAUGGUUGGUGAGAGCCCGACACCCCAUGAAAGUCCUAUGGUGAUCGUGUCGGACGACGAGGAUGCCGACUUGAAGCACACGACUGGUCACAAGGUCGCGCUGACCGUCGAGAUUGAGAAAGGUGAAGGGGUUGAAAGGGAAACAAGAAAAUCUGUGGUUGAAAGUUACCUUUUUAUCAUCAAAAUUAUGGCUUUAACUCCUGUUCAAUAUGCUAUGGUUGUUGCCACCCUAGGCACUGCAUCCUUUAUCAUCGGAAUAUUAGCCGAAGUCAAGAAGCCAGCAGCAGGGGAAGCCAUUACCGGAAAAGGAGUUAUCAUAUGUAAAUAUCCAUACGAUCCUUCGGUGUUCCUCGGAUACAUCUCGACCGCACUUCUCGUGGCUGCCUCAGUUGCCGGAUAUCUCUCUCUCUUUUAUCCCUACAAAGGAAAAUCUGUCCCAAGGAACGCGAUUUUCAGCUCCAGAUGGUGCACUUCUUACAUCUCUAUUGCAUUGGGCUCAACAGUGUUUGCUGCAAUAUUUCUAAUAUGGCCAACAAUCCAAGGCCACAUCCACCACACCAAAAACGUCCACACCGACCUCGAAUUCGACUGUGCCACCGCGAAGACGGGCCUACUCGGUGGCGGUGCCUUUGCCUCCCUAAACUCGUCACUUUUGUGGCUGGUUGCACUCAUGCUCGUCAACAAUGCGCGUGAGGACUACUUUCAAGAUGCCGAGUCGAGCGAGCUAAUAUAA
Striga hermonthica is the source of this 810-nucleotide messenger RNA. NCBI's taxonomy places the organism in Eukaryota, Viridiplantae, Streptophyta, Magnoliopsida, Lamiales, Orobanchaceae. The record is from the annotation of a GenBank genome assembly.